UUCUCUCUUCUCCAAUCCCUUCAAUGAAUGAAGGAUGAGAUAUGGUGGGUCCAGAGGGAUUUCCAUCCCUCCAAGUCUCUUCUCCAUCCUCUCACAUAUGCUACAAAACAAAUGGAUUAGUAGUCUCUAUUCUCUUCUCUCCCUCCCUCACUAAAUCCCCCCUACCAAACACAACGUAAAAUCAAAUCCUUUCUCUCGUUCCCUCUCCGCUCUCCUCCUCUCCACAUUUGGACUGAGCUUCCUCCUCAUCGACGGUGAACGGUUGACUAACUGCACGUUGACUUGUUGCCCCACCUGCACGUCUAAUCAAAUCAUCUUCUUUGUCAUUAGCCACACCCACAUAUGAGUUUACAGAUAAUGGAACAUAUUUUCAGUUCUCAGAAUCAUGAUAUUCAAAAUUACAGUUUUCAAUCACGAAUCAAUUAGACGCUCGGCUGGCUUCCGAAGUCUGUGGAGUGAAGUAUUCAUAAAGAUUCAUUGGUGUGUUGAACUUUGAACGUGGCUCACUGAGAAUUGAGCGAUGAGGAUUCAUAGGCAGGGCAUGGGUUUGAGGUUGGAUCUGUUAGUGCUUAUGUUCAUCAUUUCAGUCUCCUUUCUUUGUGGGACUGUACUCUCCGAUCUCGUUCUGUCCAAGGUUGACCGACGCGUUGAUUUGAGAUCGCAAAUUGUUCGUGUAAUUUCCACACUCAAGGUGGAGAAUGGAGGAACCAAUUUGGUUUCGGAGGUUCUGUUGGCUUUCCGUAAUAAACAGGCUAAACAUUUGGCUUAUUUGGGUGCCAACCCUACUGGUGGGAAGGGAAAAGCAAAAGAUUUCACUAAUAGUUUACCUGUCCAAGUUGCCCACCCUAAAGACAUGCCUUCUUCCUUGACAUUUUAUUCGGUGACUCUACAAAAGGGACUGGCUAAAGGGGAAAGCUUUACUCUUGAUGUAUUGGCUGUCUACUCUCAUGCCUUGCAGCCAUUUCCUGAGAAAAUUUCUCAGGCUGAAUUACAGCUCCUAGUCUUUCAAGAUAGCUCUUAUUUUCUCUCUCCUUAUGCUAUCAAAGUUCAAUCACUCAGUAUUAAAUUACCUGAUGCUAGGAUUGAAUCGUAUACAAAAUUAGAUAAUACCAAGAUUCAUGGCUCAGAGAUCAAGUAUGGCCCCUAUGAGAAUCUUCCUCCCUUCUCGUACUCGCCUAUUGUUGUUCAUUAUGAGAACAAGCAACCCUUUGCUGUUGCUCAUGAGUUGGUGCGAGAGCUAGAGAUUUCACACUGGGGUAAUGUUCAGGUGACUGAGCAUUACAAUCUUCACCAUGGAGGUGCCCAACUCAAGGGGGAAUUUUCCAGGCUUGAUUACCAAUCUAGACCUCAUGUGAGAGGUGCAUCUGCAUUUAGGCAUCUUGUUGCAAAAUUGCCUCCAAGAGCUCGCUCUGCUUAUUAUAGAGAUGAGAUUGGCAACAUUUCAACUUCUCAUUUAUGGGGUGAUUCCAAAAAGACGGAACUAGAAAUUGAGCCUAGGUAUCCAUUGUUUGGUGGUUGGAAAACUGCUUUUACCAUCGGAUAUGGCUUGCCGCUUCAUGACUUCUUAUUUGAGUCACAGGGAAAACGUUUUCUUAACUUCACUUUCGGUUCUCCUAUUAGCGAUCUUGUCGUUGAUACUCUCAUUGUGAAGGUUGUUUUACCUGAGGGCGCUGGGGAUAUCUCUGUGUCUACACCGUUUCCUGUUAAACAAUCAAAUGAGACAAAAAUCUCCCACUUGGAUGUUGCUGGUAGACCUGUGGUUGUACUGGAAAAAACUAAUGUUGUGCCUGAGCAUAAUCAGUAUUUCCAGGUCUAUUACAAGUUCAACAGCCUCGCCAUGUUUAGGGAACCAUUUAUGUUGAUUUCUGGUUUUCUCAUCCUAUUUCUUACUGGUAUUGUGUAUAUGCAUGCAGACAUGUCAAUCUCGAAGUCAUCUCCUUCUUAUCUUGCCAAACUUCAGUGGGAUGAGGUGCGAGCUGCAGUUCAGCAGGUCCAAAAUAUUAUCAGUCGUUGCAUAACACUACAUGAUAAACUGGAAGCAUCAUUACACGAUCUUUCGAGGACAGGGGAUGUUCAAGCCUGCAAAGCAGCCCGAAAAGCUGUUGAUGGUUCGUUGAAAGAGCUUACGAAAGAGCUGAAGCCAUUGUUGGCACCCCUGCAAUCGUCACAGCAAGCUGCUCAGAUAUUGCCCAAGGUGGAGGACCUGAUUGUCAAGGAGAAAGAUCUACAAGAGAGAUUGUUGGCAAAGCACUCAACAGUUGUGGACUGCUAUGAGAAAAAGUAUGGAGGAAAGGAAAUCGAGAACCGUGUUGCUCUACAUCAGCAGAAAAUCAGUGUCUUGAGGCAGGAGGUUGAUGAUCUUCUGGACUUUAUCGACGAGAUAUAAGAAUUCGACAUAGAGAGAACUCUCCCUUGUAAUCGAAGGAAAAGUGCAAGAAUGAUUACAUGUUAACUUGUGAAUCCUCAAAUAUAUCAGAUAGGUUGUCGAAGAGUAAAAACUAAUUCCAAUUGGUUCUUUCUGUGCUCUUUAGGAUUUUAGAAAGAGAAGAAUACUACUCUGCUGUAGGAUCCUUCGUACCAUUUUGAAGAAAACAAUCUAUAAUCUAAUUAUUAUAUUUCGAUGAA
Molecule: messenger RNA, 2625 nt
Organism: Humulus lupulus (European hop)
Lineage: Eukaryota; Viridiplantae; Streptophyta; Magnoliopsida; Rosales; Cannabaceae
Product: dolichyl-diphosphooligosaccharide--protein glycosyltransferase subunit 1A-like
Exons: 11
Coding region: 521-2386 (621 amino acids)
Cellular component (GO): membrane; oligosaccharyltransferase complex
Source: RefSeq, a predicted model, not a curated record